AUGGCGCCCGGUAUCUUGAAUACGGAUCCUGAGGUGGCGGUUGAGAAGGUCACAUCGCUAGCUCAGUUGACUGAGGACUGGGAUGACACAAUCCGCUUCUAUCUUAACGGCACCAAGGUUGCUGUCGACACCGUUAACCCGGAAGUGACACUGCUCGAAUACUUGAGAGGCAUCGGGUUGACGGGAACGAAGCUUGGUUGCGCCGAGGGAGGUUGUGGCGCUUGUACAGUGGUAGUUUCGCAUAUCAACCCCACCACAAAGAAAAUAUAUCACGCAUCUGUCAAUGCUUGCAUCGCUCCCUUGGUCAGCAUCGAUGGAAAACACGUCAUCACCAUCGAAGGAAUCGGAAAUGUGAAUAGCCCCCAUGCGGUCCAACAGCGGAUCGCCGUUGCAAACGGGAGUCAGUGUGGCUUCUGUACCCCGGGAAUUAUUAUGAGCCUGUAUGCUUUGCUCCGUAACGAUCCUGUUCCUGAUGAACAUGCGGUCGAAGAGGCCUUUGAUGGAAACCUUUGUCGCUGUACCGGUUACAGACCCAUCCUGGACGCCGCUCAGAGUUUUAACUCCCGCAACAAUUGUGGUAAAGCAAGUGCCAACGGAGGCUCGGGCUGCUGCAUGGAAAAAGGCGCUGGUGGCUGUUGCAAAGGACUUUCUGCAACAACCGAGGAUGAGGAGAGACUGGAGCCCAAAUUCCCAGCGCCCGAAUUCAAGGCCUAUAAUCCUGAUACAGAGCUGAUAUUCCCGUCGGCACUGAGGAAACACGAGUACCGACCCCUUGUAUAUGGCAACAAGAGGAAGAAGUGGUAUCGACCCGUGACUGUUGAACAGCUAUUGCAUAUUAAGAGUAUUCACCCUGAAGCUAAAUUGAUUGGAGGAAGCACGGAAACCCAGAUCGAGAUCAAAUUCAAAGCGAUGAACUACGCUGCUUCUGUUUAUCUGGGCGAUAUCCCCGAGCUGAAGCAGUUCAAAUUCCACGAUGAAUAUCUUGAGAUCGGUGCAAAUAUAUCAUUGACAGACUUGGAGACCGUCUGUGACGAGGCAGUCAAGCGUUAUGGACCCGUUCGAGCCCAGCCCUUCAAGGCGAUCAAAAAACAAUUACACUAUUUUGCUGGACGACAGAUUCGAAAUGUCGCAUCUCCAGCUGGAAAUCUGGCCACUGCGUCACCCAUUGCAGACUUGAAUCCCUGUCUUGUCGCAACAAACACCACUCUGGUUGCCAGAUCACUCUCAGAAGAGAAAGAAAUUCCUAUGACGGAAUUCUUCUUGGGAUAUCGAAAGACAGCUCUACCCCAAGAUGCGAUUAUUUCAAGUCUUCGGAUCCCACUUGCUGCAGAGAAAGGCGAAUUUUUCCGCGCUUACAAGCAAUCGAAGCGCAAGGAUGAUGACAUUGCUAUUGUCACAUCUGCACAGCGAAUUUUAUUAUCCGAGGCCAACGACGUGAUUAGUUGCAACCUUGUGUUCGGUGGCAUGGCCCCGUUGACUGUGUCUGCGAAGAAUGCAGAGGCUGCUCUAGUUGGCAAGAAAUUCACCGAUCCUGCAACGCUGGAAGCUGUCAUGAGCGCUUUGGAAGUUGAUUUCAACCUCCCCUUCGGAGUCCCGGGUGGCAUGGCAACCUACCGAAAGUCACUAGCAAUGGGCUUCUUUUAUCGAUUUUACCACGAUAUCCUGUCCGGCCUUGAAGUAAAGUCUUCUGACCUGGACCCUGAUGUGGUUGCUGAGAUCGAGAGAGCCAUCUCCACUGGGGAGAAGGACCACGAGGCGUCCGUGAAGUACCAGCAAAAGAUCCUCGGCAAGGCUACUCCUCAUGUCUCGGCACUUAAACAGGCUACUGGCGAGGCACAGUACACCGACGACAUUCCCGUGCAGCAAAAUGAAUUGUUUGGUUGCAUGGUACUAUCCACCAAGGCCCACGCUAAAAUUCUUAGUGUGGACUACGCGGCCGCACUGGACAUUCCGGGUGUCGUUGAUUAUGUCGAUCAUAGAGACCUGCCUAACCCUGAAGCUAACUGGUGGGGAGCACCUGUUCCGGAUGAGCAGUUCUUUGCCGUUGAAGAGGUGCGCACGGCCGGUCAACCUAUCGGUGUUAUUCUGGCUACCAGUGCUAAGAUUGCUGAGGCGGGUAUGCGAGCUGUCAAGGUGGAAUACGAGGAUCUGCCUGUCAUUCUUACUAUCGAAGAGGCGAUCAAGGCGGAAUCUUUCUUUGCUCAUUACCGUUACAUCAAGUGCGGUGAUACAGAAGAGGCAUUCAAGCAGGCUGAUCAUGUCUUCGAAGGCGUUUCGCAAAUGGGCGGUCAAGAGCACUUUUAUCUUGAAACCCAGGCUUGUCUCUGCAUUUGGAAGCCAGAGGAUGGCGAAAUGGAAGUUUGGAGUGGCACUCAGAACCCAACUGAGACGCAGACCUACAUUGCUCAAGUCACAGGUGUGGCUGCGAACAAGAUUGUCUCUCGCGUAAAGCGCCUUGGAGGUGGCUUUGGUGGUAAAGAAACACGCUCUAUCCAGCUAGCUGGGAUCUGUGCCACCGCAGCUGCGAAGCUGAAACGACCGGUUCGCUGCAUGCUUAAUCGUGACGAGGAUAUCAUAACCUCGGGUCAACGCCACCCAUUCAUGUGCAAAUGGAAGGUGGGAGUGACAAAGGAGGGAAAGAUCUUGGCCCUUGAUGCCGAUGUGUAUGCCAAUGGUGGUCACACGCAGGAUCUAUCUGGCGCUGUUGUUGAAAGAAGUCUGUCACACAUUGACGGUGUGUACAAGAUUCCCAACGUGCACGUGCGUGGUCGAAUCUGUAAGACAAAUACCGUUUCCAACACGGCGUUCCGUGGCUUCGGUGGCCCACAGGGUCUUUUCUUCGCAGAGUGUUAUAUUUCAGAGAUUGCAGAUCAUCUGAACAUCCCUGCAGAGGACCUUCGGGCUCUAAAUAUGUACCAGCCCGACGAGACCACCCACUUUCACCAACCACUCAAGGACUGGCACGUUCCGUUGAUGUAUAACCAGGUCCUGGAGGAGAGUAAGUACAACGAGCGACGGAAGGCGGUGACGGAGUACAACAAAGAGCACAAAUGGUCCAAACGUGGAAUGGCUAUCGUACCAACCAAGUUCGGUAUCUCCUUCACAGCUCUGUUCCUGAACCAGGCAGGUGCCUUGGUACACAUUUACCACGAUGGUAGUGUUCUUGUGGCACACGGCGGUGUUGAAAUGGGACAAGGCCUUCACACGAAGAUGGUCAUGAUUGCUGCGGAGGCUCUUCAAGUGCCACAAGACAGUGUCUUCAUCUCCGAGACGGCUACCAAUACUGUUCCCAAUACAUCUUCGACCGCCGCAUCCGCCAGUUCCGAUCUCAACGGCUACGCCAUUUUCAACGCCUGUGAGCAACUCAACGAGCGACUCAAGCCUUACCGUGAGAAGAUGCCCAACGCGACAAUGAAAGAACUCGCACACACAGCAUACUUUGACCGUGUCAACCUUUCCGCGCAGGGAUAUUACCGAACUCCCGACAUCGGCUACGUGUGGGGUGAGAACUCCGGGCAAAUGUUCUUCUACUUCACCCAAGGCGUCACCGCUGCCGAAGUGCAGAUUGACACUCUAACUGGUGACUGGACACCUCUCCGCGCUGACAUCAAAAUGGAUGUUGGUCGUACAAUCAACCCGUCCAUCGACUAUGGUCAGAUCGAGGGAGCCUAUGUCCAGGGCCAGGGCCUUUUCACCACCGAAGAAAGUCUUUGGCACCGCGCCUCAGGACAGAUCUUUACGCGUGGACCUGGUAAUUACAAGAUCCCGGGCUUCCGUGACAUUCCCCAAAUUUUCAAUGUCAGCCUGCUAAAGGACGUGGAAUGGGAGAACCUGCGCACGAUCCAGCGUUCGCGCGGUAUUGGUGAGCCGCCACUUUUCAUGGGCAGUGCCGUUUUCUUCGCUAUUCGAGAUGCCCUGAAGGCAGCUCGGGAACAGUGGGGUGUCAAGGAAGUCUUGAGCUUGCGUAGCCCUGCUACACCCGAGCGCAUUCGGAUCAGCUGCGCCGAUCCCAUCAUUGAACGAGCCCGGGUUCAACCAAAGGAAGGGGAGCAGAGUUUCUUUGUUGAGAUUUGA
This is a messenger RNA of Penicillium odoratum, 4074 nucleotides long. Its product is annotated as putative xanthine dehydrogenase HxA. Gene Ontology annotation, molecular function: FAD binding; xanthine dehydrogenase activity; 2 iron, 2 sulfur cluster binding. The transcript has 3 exons. Bases 1 to 4074 code for a protein of 1357 amino acids. NCBI's taxonomy places the organism in Eukaryota, Fungi, Ascomycota, Eurotiomycetes, Eurotiales, Aspergillaceae. The record is from RefSeq and is a predicted model, not a curated record.